CGGAUUUCCCAUUGGACAGCUAAUUUCGUCGUCACGGUCUCACGGAGGUAGGAGAGGAGGGAGGGGAACAGAUCAACAGAUAUGGGUGAGGCAUCGCCGGAGUCCGGCGCCGCGGCGGCCGGAGGUGCCGCUGGUCCGGCGCCGCCGCGAAAAGGGAAGUCUUGCAAGGGCUGCCUCUACUACUCGUCGGUGCUCAAGUCCCGCGGCUACAACCCCAUCUGUGUCGGGAUCCCCCGCUCCAUCCCCCAAGUUCCGAACUACGUGGUGGAUGAGCCUAAGGAAGAGGCGAUGUCUCAGGGGCAUGAUCUGAGGCAGUUCAGGUACGGGUGCGCGGGUUACUCCAUGUACGUGGACAACAGGGACAGCAGAGGUGGCGAGAGCGAGGGCAAGACGUUGUUGCCGUAUUGCCGGGGGCUUGAGCUAUUGGUGGACAGCAGAUUGGUCGAGAAACAACCGUCAACUGCACAACAAGCUCCGGCACAUGUUUCAAAGGAUGCAGCUACCACCCGCUCUCACCAGGAGGGACAACAGAGACCCGCGCACUUGGCGAGACAGGAAUUCUUGGGAAGGUUUAAGAGGAGUGCCGGACUGGUCGCUUCAGGUGUGGCCAAGAAUCUAAACAAAACGGCCAAUUAUAUCAAGGAAAAUAUCCAGGACAUAUUUUACCCUGAUCGCCGCCCACCGAAAUAGUAGCCGUGCUGAUGGUCAUCCGUGCACAGGUUGAGAGCUGGAGAAAAAUGUUUCAUGAUGCAAACACUACAAAAGGCCUACCUGACAGAUCAUAAUUUUACCAUCCCAGUGAGAAGCAGCUCCAGUUUCAUUGAUAAGAAAGAAAUGGUGCCUUGCUGGGACACCAAAUUUCCUUUCUGUACCUGCAUGACUUUGUAGUAGCCCGAUGGUGUACAUGCAAAUAACUUCUGUUUGGAUGACGUGAAAAUGGAAUUUCGGGUGUACUGAUGAAUAAUGUCAACCGGUCACAAUGGAACUCAAUGGGGCAAGUUUCAUUCUUCUACUGUUAACAGGAAGGCCAUGAUAUGUGCUAUUGUUCACUUCA
This is a messenger RNA of Setaria italica (foxtail millet), 1054 nucleotides long. RefSeq lists its product as uncharacterized. The record is from RefSeq and is a predicted model, not a curated record. Bases 82 to 690 code for a protein of 202 amino acids. The transcript has 5 exons. Lineage: Eukaryota; Viridiplantae; Streptophyta; Magnoliopsida; Poales; Poaceae.